AAAAACGUUUAUUAUAUGGGAGAAUUCGAAAAUUUAAACGGACAAGUUUAGUUAGUCGGAAUGUGUUAAAAGUGACAAGAGUUCGGUGUAAAUCCUAAAGACAUUUGUCGUAAAAAAAGAUAAUUUCGUUAUUAAAGAUCACGAAUUAGUCACUGGAUUCCGGCGGGAGAUACAAUUGCAUUGAGACACUUUUGAAUAUCUUUGUUCUUUGGUAAUCGUUUGGGAGGGACCAAGAAACAGAUUGUGGAUUUUUUCUUUGAGAAAUAUCGUGUUAGAUCAACACAAAUCUUUAGAACAUGGCGACACAAAAUAGGAACGCACUUUGCUAGUCGUAAACCUGUACGUCCGCUAAGAAUUUGAAAAAUAGAAGUGUGCGAUUAAACGUCACAACGGCUGAGCAAAAAUUUAAGUAUUUUGUAGCAUUUUAUACAUUUAUUUUGACUAUGUAUCAUACUAUGUAUCCACCACAAAUAAUGGUGCAGAUAAUGGGUGGCCAACAGGCAAAUGGACAGUGUCCACCAGUUCAAUCACACACAAUGCACAUUCAUGGUGCAAGUGCAUUCCAUCAGGCAGAAUAUGCAAAAUAUCGCUCAGAUGCUUGUUCUCAGAACAGACAUCAAAUGAUACAGACAGGAUCUUAUCCAUUGGAGCUAUUGCAAUUGAUGGGGGUUGAAAUACCAUCUCUACGGCAUGUAGAGUAUAUGCAAUCAAAUAACAGCACACAAACAGGACACUGGCAAAGACGUAUAAAUAUUUCAAACAAUACACCUAUUAUACCUUCUCCACAUCUUGCUUUUAGACCCAAUGAUAAUAAUUUAACAAGCAAAAAGUCAAACUGGUAUAAUAAAUUAAGUAAAAGAACUUCUUUUCGAGAUUCUUACGUAAAUAACGAAAAAUAUAGCAGCGAUAGUGGCUUUAGUUCACGAUCUCCAACACCAAAUAAACAUCAUAUCGAUAGUAGUCAAACAGAAAGCUCGGAUGAACGAGAUUCUGUAAUUUCUUCAGUUGAACAAAGUAUGAAAUUAUUGUGUUCCAGAAAGUCACACAAAAUACAUCCAAAUAAUGUUACAAACAAUAGAAUAAUGCAAUAUGGUAUAAUUUCAAAUAGUUCUACACAUCAAUAUUAUCAGAAUCAACGAUCUAUUAAUUGUUAUCCUACUACCAUGUCAACAUCUAGAACUCAAAUGCAAACUUAUCAGAAUAAAAGAAGGUAUCAUUCAGGAAGGAAUAGUCCACCUCCUCAAAGAUUACCUAGAAAUAAAAGAUAUAUGGGAUUAUUAUCGCCUAAUUAUCACAUGUUUCCCAGAUAUGGAAUUGCUCCAGAUCGAUUCCUAGCUAGGUCACAUUUAGUUGAGGUAACUCGUACACCAGAUGAUUUACUUAAUGGAUCAAUUUGGGAUAAACUUUCGAAAGAUAUUUGGUCGAAAUUUAUGUUAAAUCAACAGACUGAGACUGUUUAUAGAAACAAGAUGAUGCUUUGGAGAUAUCUUUAUGUUUACAUCAAGACAGCAUUUCCAAAAUAUGGGUUAUUCUUGGUUGGUUCUACAAUGAAUGGUUUUGGAUCAGAUAAUAGUGAUGUUGACAUGUGCCUUUUAGUAAGACAUACAGAAAUGGAUCAAAGGAAUGAAGCUAUUGGACAUUUAGAGCAAAUAUUGAAAUGCCUUAAAAGAUGUGAUUUUAUAGAACAAUUAGAACUUAUACAAGCAAAAGUACCAAUUCUAAAAUUCCAUGAUUCGAUACAAAAUUUAGAAGUUGAUUUAAAUUGUAACAAUGCUGUUGGAAUUCGAAAUACUCAUCUUCUUUAUUGUUAUUCUCGAAUUGAUUGGAGAGUGAGACCAUUGGUACUUGUGGUUAAACUUUGGGCUCAAUCUCAGGAUAUUAAUGACGCCAAGAACAUGACAAUAUCCAGUUAUUCCUUAGUUCUUAUGGUCAUUCAUUUUUUGCAGUGUAUUUAUCCAAUCUACUUUUUACUUCAUAAUAGAUACGUAUUGUUUAUUUAUUUAAAUAUAUUAUUUUUCUUAGAUGGUGUCAAUCCACCGGUUUUACCUUGUUUACAUUCCCUUUAUGAAGGCAAAUUCACACCACAUACAGACAUCCAUUGCAUAGAUAUCCAAGAAGAACUGGAUAUUCCAGUUUCCGUACUUCGGCCUAAGAAUCGUCAGUCGUUAGGAGAAUUGUUCAUCGAAUUUUUUCGGUAUUAUGUCAUGUUCGAUUUCAAUCAGUAUGCGAUAUCAGUCCGUUUGGCUAAUAAAAUACCAAUAGAAGAAUGCCGAAGAGCACGAUCUUAUAAAAAUGAUCCUCAUCAGUGGAAAUAUUUAUGUAUUGAAGAACCUUUUGAUCUAACUAACACUGCUAGAUCAGUUUACGAUCCAGAUGUUUUUGCAAGGAUUAAAUACGUAUUUGAUUGUACAUACCAGAAAUUGAAAGAACAUCAUGACCUAGCCAGGAUAUUCGUCAAGGUGGAUUCUACUUCACCCUAUACUAUGACGUAAUCACAU
This is a messenger RNA of Apis laboriosa (Himalayan honeybee), 2498 nucleotides long. RefSeq names its product poly(A) RNA polymerase gld-2 homolog A-like. Gene Ontology annotation, cellular component: cytosol. The record is from RefSeq and is a predicted model, not a curated record. Gene Ontology annotation, molecular function: poly(A) RNA polymerase activity. The transcript is spliced from 11 exons. The coding region runs from base 444 to 2492 and encodes 682 amino acids. Lineage: Eukaryota; Metazoa; Arthropoda; Insecta; Hymenoptera; Apidae.